GUUGGAGGAUGUGUUACGUUACGUUGUUUACGCAACUUCAAGGGCGGAAGUUGAGCCGCCGUCAUUUGCGGACGUUUUAAACGCAAGUACACGUGAAAGAACAACAACAACAACAACAACAACAUGGCGACGUCCGCCCUGCUUGGCAAACUCCGAGUGGCCGGACUUUGUCGCAAGUGGUGCUCCUCCCGCGCGUUCGCGUGCACGGAUCUCCUGCCCGGCACGGUGGACCGGUUCGGGGGAGUCACGGUGGACCUGGCCGGCGUCGAUCUGCCGCAGGACAUAAGCGAAAAUGCUUUUGGAGCCCUACUGACAGAUUCGUUGGCCCGCUGGAAAUCGGAGGGCAAGGUGGCCGUGUGGCUCCGCGUCCCCAUCGCGAUGAGCCGGCUGGCCGGCGCCGCCUCGGCCCGCGGCUUCACCUUCCACCACGCGCGGGACCGCCACGCCGUCCUGGCGCUCUGGAUGGGCCGAGGCGAAAGCAGGCUGCCCCGCUUCGCCACGCACCAGGUCGGAGUGGCCGGCGCAGUGGUUGACGAGUCAAACGGAAAAGUUCUCGUGGUGCAGGACAAGAACAAGACGAGAAACACCUGGAAGUUCCCCGGCGGGCUGUCGGAUCCCGGGGAGAAUAUCGGGGCGACGGCGGUGCGGGAAGUCCUGGAGGAAACGGGCGUCCGAUCCGAGUUCCGAUCGCUGCUGAGCAUCCGCCAGCAGCACGACCACCCGGGCGCCUUCGGCAUGUCCGACUUGUACGUCAUCUGCCGCCUCAGCCCGCUCAGCUACGACAUCCACUUCUGCACGCACGAGUGCGAGCGCUGCGAGUGGCUCGGCCUGGCCGAGCUGGCGCGUGCCGCCGACACCACGCCAAUCACCGCCCGGGUGGCCGGGCUACUGCUGCACGGCCUGGAGCGCGGCUUCGAGCGCAUCGACCUGGGCAUGGAGGAGCUCCCUGCCGUCUACUCGGGGGCGUUUUACCAGCUCUACUAUCGACAGGUUCCUCCAUCUUAGC
Molecule: messenger RNA, 1006 nt
Organism: Syngnathoides biaculeatus (alligator pipefish)
Lineage: Eukaryota; Metazoa; Chordata; Actinopteri; Syngnathiformes; Syngnathidae
Gene: nudt6
Product: nudix (nucleoside diphosphate linked moiety X)-type motif 6
Exons: 5
Coding region: 124-1005 (293 amino acids)
Molecular function (GO): NADH pyrophosphatase activity; ADP-ribose diphosphatase activity; NAD binding
Source: RefSeq, a predicted model, not a curated record